Molecule: messenger RNA, 1137 nt
Organism: Kwoniella shivajii
Lineage: Eukaryota; Fungi; Basidiomycota; Tremellomycetes; Tremellales; Cryptococcaceae
Exons: 3
Coding region: 1-1137 (378 amino acids)
Source: RefSeq, a predicted model, not a curated record
AUGAUUGGCGCUUCUUCGUCAACUCGUGAUCUGGCCAAUCCUUCAAUCUCGCGUCUUCUUUCACUCGCCGAGUCCCAACAGAUACGCUUUCGACUUCAUACACCAACGUCUGUUUCGCCUUUAAUCUGGACUGGAUCUCUGUCUACAUCAGGGUUUUCAUGUCCCAAUUCCAAUAUAGGUUGUUUGACCGUCAAUUCGUUCAAACCUUUUUACGACCUCACGGGAAACAUCGAUCCUCCUAACCUCAGAGCCGAUACAGAUGAUCACCCAAUCAAUAAAUCCAAAUCUCAACCUAAGUCCAACUCCAAAUCCAUAUCUCAAAUCCAGACGGAAAGAAUAUCAUAUGAGAUAAAUGCAGGACCUUAUUUACGACAUACGAUAGUAGAUCAUAUAUUAAGGAAAUCAAAACAAACUUGUAUAAUGAAUUUACCUACUAUCGAAGAACACAAAGAAGGUGUGUUCGAAGAUGAAAGAUCUCCAUGGAUAUCUACAUGUGAAAAUUUGUUUUGGUGCAUAUGGGAUAUCGCAAGAAGGUUGGCUAUACAUGAGGAUCGUAUAGGCUGGGUAGGUAAAGUUGAUUUAGCAAUUAUAAAACAUCCAAAUCAUACUUCAACCUGCACUUCCAGUUCUACUUCAAAUCUCACUCAGCAAUCGACGAGUAAAGUGGAUGGAUAUUCUUCGGUAUGUGACUACGAAGAAGAUGAAGAAGUCGCAGCUAGAGAUAUCGAGGUCAACAAAGGUCCAAGGGAAAUUUGGUUGAGACCUACAAACGUUUUGAGCCCAACUACUUAUCCAGGUGAAAUGUCUGUCUCACUAAAAGAACAAUAUGAAGCAUCGAGAAGAGCCGCUUCGUCAAGUGGUGAAAUCUUGUUCUUCGGUAGGAUCUGGGCGGAGAAUAUCACAUCAAACCUUGAAUGGACAAGGGAAGAUACCCCAUUCCAACUUCCAUCUCAUCUAUUUCAAGAACCAAAAUCAAACAAGUCAACCCACGAAAAAAGGAAAGAACCUCAUCGAUGGCUAGAUGAAUUAAUCUGGGAUCCAAAAACUGAUGAAUACUUGACUGCGUAUCAAAAAGUCAUGAGCAAAAGAAGAGACGAAAGCAGACUUACAGGAGAAAAGCCAAGUGGACCUUUAUGA